Messenger RNA from Oikopleura dioica, 1119 nucleotides. The record is from the annotation of a GenBank genome assembly. Lineage: Eukaryota; Metazoa; Chordata; Appendicularia; Copelata; Oikopleuridae.
AUGUCGUCACAAAAUAAAUUCGGUCUACUGUUCGAUAUCGACGGAGUUCUCCUUCGAGGAAAGACUCCCAUCCCGGAAGCGAUUGAAGCAAUGAAAAUGAUCUAUAAAGACGGCCAAUUCGUAGUCCCUACAGUUUUCUGCACAAACGCUUUUGGCCACCGUGAAAAGAAAGUUGCUUCGCUCGAAGCUGCCCUCAACAUAAAGGUCGAUCCCGAUCAAGUUAUCAUGUCACAAAGCCCCCUCGAAAUGUUCAUGGACUACCACGACAAAACCGUCCUUGUUGUCGGCCCUGAACACGAUGGAGGAUGCUACGACGUUGCCAAAGAACUUGGAUUCACCAACAUGGUCACAUUGGACGAUGUCCGAAAGGCGUACCCCUACCUCGACUGGGUGGAUCGUAAAAAGUGGCCCACCGAAGAAGUCGAAGAUGACCCAAAUUUCCCUAAAAUCGAGGCUGUGGUGAUUCUUGGAGAGCCACUCAACUGGGAAGGAGCUUUACAAUUAAUUUUGGACGUUAUCCAAACCAACGGCCGCCCAAACCACACACCUGAACCUGGUCCACAGCAGAUUCCAGUUCUCGCCUCCAACAUGGACCUACAGUGGAUGGCCAAAAGUCCAAUUCCCAGGUUCGGAAAUGGGGCGUUCCUUGUGUGUCUGGAAGCACUUUACGAAAAACUAACAGGACAGCCUCUUCAAUACGAAGGUCUUGUCGGCAAACCAUCCGUCGUUACUUACCAGUACUCGUUAAAACUUAUGGAAGAGUUCGCCGAGAAAUUGGACCAGGAUGAAAUCAACACUGUAUAUUGCUUCGGCGACAAUCCCCUAUCAGACGUCUACGGGGCGAACCUCUUUACAAAAACUCUCAAAGAAGCACGCAAGGAAGGAAAAGUAAACGUUUGCCACGUCGCGUCGCUUGAAAAAUGUGUAUCCGUGCUCGUUGGAACCGGCGUCUGGAAUCCAAGCGAGCCUGAACCAGAAGAAAUCGAUGUUGAUUACGGACAUAGGGAUCUGCCAUUUAACCCUACUCUCUGUAAAGCGAACAUGAUCUCCACCGAUGUAGAACAAGCGUUAAAAGACGUUUUUGAAAAAGAAGGUGUGUCCAACAGCUGCUGCGAGUAA